AAUUAAACUACCAGGAUACAAAGUCUGUGUAACUUGAUACCAACUUCGUGGUUGGACUCAUCUGAAAGCUGGUGUUCACAGUAUACGCGGUGAAUGCAUCUUGAUUUUCUGCGAGUGCCGCUGAGCUCCUAACAGGUGUUGGGGCACGCCGCCUGGUGAGAGAGAACAUGUCCAAUGGGAAAGAAGCAAAUGCUGCAGAAAACAGCUCCUCACAGAUGACCCUGAAAGAGAGUCUGGAUGAGUGUAUGGAGGCCUUAGAUCUCUUCCUUAACAACCACUUCAAUGAGAGCCUGGAGAGGCUGCGACCAAGAGUGAAAGAGAGUAUGUACCAUGCUCUAAUCUACGCCACAGUGCUGGAAAUGCAGGCCAUGAUGACUUUUCAGCAUGACGACAUCAACAAUGCAGGAAAUACCAUGAAGAGUGCCCGGGAGGUGUGUCAGAGGUUUCGACGGAAAUCCUCAGGUUUGGCUAACAAGCCAGCAGGCGAAUCACUAACUGAAGAGCAGCUCCAUGCAGAAGUAUGUUUUGCAGAGUGCCAACUCCAAAGAGCAGCUCUCACAUUCCUACAGGAUGAGAACAUGGUGAGUUUUAUCAAAGGAGGGAUCAAAGUACGAAACAGUUACCUGAUUUACAAAGAACUGCACUCCUUCAUAAAAUCUCACCACUGUCUCAAAGGACCCAGCCACAUUCACUUAGAAGGAGGAAUAGCUUUUGGAAUAGGGGCAUUUAAUCUGACACUUUCUCUAUUUCCUCCUCGGAUACUCAAACUAUUGGAGUUUGCAGGCUUCUCUGGAGACAAGGAGUAUGGUCUGUCUCUGCUGCACGAUGGCGCUACCGGGAUGAAUCUGCGCUCCAUGCUGUGUGCCUUGCUACUGCUCUGCUACUACACCUUUCUCACAUUCAUACUAGGAACGGGCGAAGGAGAGGUGGUUGAAGCUGAGAGGCUAUUGAAACCUUUCCGGCUCCGCUACCCUCGGGGAGCGAUAUUCCUCUUCUUUGCAGGCCGGACUGAAGAAAUCAAAGGAAACAUUGAUGAGGCGGUGGCUCUUUUCGAAGAUGGCUGCAAGGCCCAGCAGGCGUGGAAGGAGUUCCAUCACAUGUGCUACUGGGAGCUGAUGUGGUGCUUCACCUAUAAGCGAGCAUGGAAGAUGGCCUACUUCUAUGCAGACCUACUGAGCAAGGAGAGCCGCUGGUCCAAGGCAAUGUAUGUUUACAUGAAAGCCGCUUACCUCAGCAUGCUGCCUAAUGAUGAGUCCAGGCCUUUUGGGGAGGAUGAGGUAGACCUCUUUAGACUAGUGCCCACCUUCAAGCAGAAGAUAGCUGGGAAGUCUCAACCGACUGAGAAGUUUGCUAUCCGGAAAGCUAGACGCUACAAGGGUUUCUGCCCAAUCAAGUUGCCAGUGCCAGUGCUGGAGAUGAUGUACAUGUGGAACGGUUUCAGGGUGAUCAGCAAACGACCAGAGCUAACUGAAGGCAUGAUGCAGACUUUAGUGGAGGCAGAGCGCACUCUGCUGGAGUCUCCUGAAAAUGAGUAUACGGUGGAUGACCGUUGUGUGAUCAACCUGCUGAAGGGUCUGUGUAUGAAGAACCAGGGUCAUCUCCAGGCUGCUGAGGAAUGCUUCAACAAAGUGUAUUCUAGUGAGAAGAAGAUCAAGUUUGAUCACUACCUGGUGCCCAACGCUCUGGUGGAGCUCAGCCUGCUCUACAUUGACCAAGGCAGAAAGGACGAAGCUAUUAAACUGCUGCAAAAGGCCAAAGGAGACUACAAAGACUACUCGAUGGAAUCUCGUACGCAGUUCAGAGUACAUGCCGCUCUGGCCAAACUGCAGGCUUGUGAGGAUGAGGACACUCAUCUGUAAGAAGGAAUUCUCCAUGAUCGGAAACGCUCGUCACACCGGACUUCUCCAUUGCCCUCAAAAAGCUUUUUUGGUUGUUUUUAAGCUGAUAUCAAGUUUUUGAACCUAUAUCCAAGUUCAAAGAGUAAAUACUGGGUAUUUGUUCAGGUGUACCUUUUCUGCCUUUGCUGUGUCACAGUCUGGACUAACAUAUCAUUGAACAAAGGUAUUACCUGGUAGAAUAUUCAGUCCAUCUUUCCCAGACUGGCUUCCAAGAGCAGAAAAGUGUCAAGUGGAUUUUGACAUUUUGAGCUAACAGACCUUCAACUUCACUGCCUUUGAACAGACUUGAGUGUAUAUAAAGUAGAUAUUUAAUUUUAUGGACAAUGUUUUUAUUGUUUACAAUGAAAAUUAAAGAACACUAAACCUUAAUCAACAAUUGAUUGAAAUCCACUCUAAAUACUAAAUGUAAGAAAUGUUCAUGAUGUAAUGAAACGUAUAGUGAUGACUAGUAUAUUUUAGUUGGA
Scomber japonicus (chub mackerel) is the source of this 2362-nucleotide messenger RNA. Its product is annotated as tetratricopeptide repeat protein 39A. NCBI's taxonomy places the organism in Eukaryota, Metazoa, Chordata, Actinopteri, Scombriformes, Scombridae. The transcript is spliced from 18 exons. Bases 168 to 1859 code for a protein of 563 amino acids. Gene Ontology annotation, molecular function: protein binding. The record is from RefSeq and is a predicted model, not a curated record.